AUGGAGAAAGUUGAAGGUCUCGUCGACCAAGCUCGCCAUCUUGCGCUCCAUGAGGGCAAGAGCGGACCCUCCGUCAAGUCAUUCCACUCUUCCGUGGACUCGCACCUGGAGAAAAUCCACAGUCUGGUCUCCAAGUCCGCCCCGACUGCGCAAUACUUUCUCACCACCAUUCAACAUGACUUGCCGGCUGCGGAUGCUGGGAAUAAGGAAACUGCAAGCGCUCUGGAGUCAGCAGAUGCCUUCCGUUCAUACAUGAAAAGUGCCGACUCGAAUGCACAGGGGCCAGCAAAGGAGCUGGAUCUCGCUGCACCCAUCUCUGAUUAUUUUAUCUCCUCAAGUCAUAACACGUACUUGACUGGUAAUCAGCUAUACAGUGAUGCCGCGGCCAGUGCAUACACAAAUGUGCUUCUGCGGGGUUGCCGCUCAGUUGAAAUUGAUGUCUGGGAUGGCGAGCUUGAAACCCCUGGGGCAAAUGAAGGGGAGACGAGCAGUUCCAGUAGUGACUCCAGUGACUCCAGUGACGAUGAAAAAGGGAGCCUCAAAGCUGCAAUCAAGGAAAAGGUCAAAUCUAAGAGGAACUCAUUGAGAGAGCCCACCAAAUCGAAGUUGGAAGCCCUACGCCAAAAAGCCGGCAAAGCCCCCCAGCAAGUAGCAGGGGAAAAUGCAUCGACCAGUCAAGUGCCAGUUCGAGGGGAGCCUCGAGUGCUACAUGGACAUACCCUCACUAAAGGCACUACAUUUCGCGAGAUUUGCUAUGCAAUCCGCGACAGCGCCUUUGUUGACAACGACCUUCCCAUCAUAGUCAGCUUUGAAGUACAUGCUUGUUUGGAACAGCAGCAGUUGAUGGUCGAUAUUAUGAAAGAGGCCUGGAAGGGGCUGCUGGUAGAACUUCCGCCGGGAUCAGAGCAGCAGAAACCUCCUACCUUGGGAGAUCUCAAAAGGAAAAUCUUGAUUAAAACGAAAACGAUACCCCCGACCAAUAUCACCGAGCCACCCGUGGAAGAGAAGCCCCCCAAGACUUCACAACAGACAGAUGAGAAGUCUGUCGAUUCGCAGCCCCCGAAGCCUUCUACGAUCCUCGAGGCUCUGAGUGAAAUGGCCAUCUAUACCAGGGCAUAUCAUUUCAGUAAUUUUGAUCAGCCAGAGGCGAAAGUCCCUUUCCAUAUCUUUUCGCUGUCCGAGAAGGCGGCCCGCGAUGCACACAUCAACCAUCGUGAAGCUCUAUUCGCCCAUAACCGUUCCAACCUGAUGCGCAUCUACCCCUUCGCAUUGCGCGUUUCCUCCUCUAAUCCCGACCCGCCCUUCUACUGGCGACGGGGAGCUCAGUUGGUAUCCCUGAACUGGCAGAACCUGGAUAAAGGCAUGAUGCUCAACACUGGCAUGUUCAGCGGAACCCAUGGUUGGGAACUGAAGCCCACUGGUUACCGAAGCACCGAGCCUGCUUCCACUGUUGCUAAAAGGCAAACACUUGACCUGACCAUCGAAGUUUUUGCAGCCCAAGACUUGGCCUUGCCGCCUGGUGAUCACCGGGAGAAAGGAUUCCGACCCUAUCUGAACUGCCAACUGCAUGUCGAAGAGCCGGACAGUGAAGCUACCACGGGCCAAGAGGAUAUCAGUUCCGACUCUGAGAAGAGCAGCUACAAACGAUGCACCAAGAGUGCGUCAGGAAAGAAUCCGGAUUUUGGAGCUCAAAGGCUCGUUUUCGCAACAGUGACGGGCAUUGUGGAGGAAUUGAGCUUUAUUCGGUUCAAAAUUAAGGACGAUGAGAUUGGUCGUGACGAAUUGGCCGCGUGGACUUGCAUCCGGCUCGAUCGCCUGCGUGAAGGCUAUCGAUUGGUUCAUCUUCACGACUGCACCGGGGAGAAGACCGGCGGAGUACUGCUGGUCAACAUCAUGAAGCGCUUCUCUUAG
This is a messenger RNA of Penicillium riverlandense, 1911 nucleotides long. Its product is annotated as putative phosphoinositide-specific phospholipase C. Gene Ontology annotation, biological process: lipid metabolic process; phosphatidylinositol-mediated signaling. The transcript is spliced from 4 exons. NCBI's taxonomy places the organism in Eukaryota, Fungi, Ascomycota, Eurotiomycetes, Eurotiales, Aspergillaceae. The record is from RefSeq and is a predicted model, not a curated record. Gene Ontology annotation, molecular function: phosphatidylinositol-4,5-bisphosphate phospholipase C activity. The coding region runs from base 1 to 1911 and encodes 636 amino acids.